AUGGAUCGAGCAUCAAGAAGACGCCCGGCGUUGCUUCUCGUCCUUGCUGCUGUCGUCACCGUGCUCUGCCUCGUGCAAGUCGCGUCAGCUUAUACCGGGUAUCAACAGAUGGUAGCGAAGCUGAAAAAGAAGGGCUACAGCACGGCUCUCGCCGCGUGGCAGACGUCUGGUCUCAACAACACGCUCAAGCAGUACCUGCCGACGUCCAAGAUGACGGUGCUGGUGCCGCGGAAUAGCGCGUUCAGCAAGCUCACGGGCAGCUUCCAAUACUCCAAGCUCAAGAAGAACCCCAAGGCGUUGCUGCAGGUCAUGGCGUACCAUGUCUUCAAGCAACGCUUCUCCAACACUACCUUACAGGCGGUGAAAGUGGGCACGCAGUUCGCCACGCUGGAUUACAAGUAUGUGAUGCUUAAGACUGGAUCCAAACCAGCAAGGUUCACCAAGAAAGGGGCCUCUGGAGGAGCUAAAAUUAUUGCUGGAGACUUGUAUGUGGACCCACAGGUUAUUGUGCAUGGUGUGGAUACCGUCAUCAUCCCACCCAAGAUUCAUAAGUGA
Closterium sp. Naga37s-1 is the source of this 555-nucleotide messenger RNA. The record is from the annotation of a GenBank genome assembly. NCBI's taxonomy places the organism in Eukaryota, Viridiplantae, Streptophyta, Zygnematophyceae, Desmidiales, Closteriaceae.